GCCCACCGCUGCCCUUCAAGGGCCAAGUACAAUUUUUCCAGGACCCAAGAUCCGUUUUGUUAUCCCAUUUCUAGAGAAGGUGGCUGGGAGCUCAGGAGAGGAAAUGGACUUUUUUGAAGAGAAAAGCGGAGGGAGACGAUGGAGAAGGCGUCGCUAAAGUGUCGCUGAUUUUCGCGCGCUUUGGCGCGGGUGGUUGUGGGUAGCGCGCCCGGGAAGGAGAUUGGAGUCGGGGGGCUGCGACCGCGCCACCCGCAGGGCCUGAGGGGAUGUUCGAGGACGAGGCCCACGCGGAGGGGGCGGCGGUGGUCGCCGCGGCCGGGGAAGCACUUCAGGCCCUAUGCCAAGAGCUGAACCUGGACGAGGGGAGCGCGGCCAAAGCCCUGGACGACUUCACCGCCAUCCGGGGCAACUACAGCCUAGAGGGAGAAGUUAUACACUGGUUGGCAUGUUCACUCUAUGUUGCAUGCCGAAAAAGCGUUAUUCCCACAGUUGGAAAGGGUAUCAUGGAAGGAAAUUGUGUAUCACUUACCAGGAUACUACGUUCAGCUAAAUUAAGUUUAAUUCAGUUUUUUAGUAAAAUGAAGAAGUGGAUGGACAUGUUAAACUUGCCACAGGAAUUUCGCGAACGUAUAGAAAGGCUGGAGAGAAAUUUUGAGGUGUCUACUGUGAUUUUCAAAAAAUUUGAGCCAAUUUUUUUAGAUAUAUUUCAAAAUCCAUAUGAAGAGCUACCAAAGUUACCACGAAGCAGGAAGCAGAGAAGGAUUCCUUGCAGCGUUAAGGAUCUCUUUAAUUUCUGCUGGACGCUAUUUGUUUACACCAAGGGGAACUUUCGUAUGAUUGGGGAUGAUUUAGUAAACUCUUACCAUUUACUUCUGUGCUGCUUGGAUCUCAUUUUUGCCAAUGCUCUUAUAUGCCCAAAUAGACGAGAUUUGCUAAAUCCAUCAUUUAAAGGUUUACCACCUCAUUUCCAUACUGCUGACUUUAGGGCUUCUGAAGAGCCUCCCUGCAUCAUUGCUGAACUGUGUGAACUGCAUGACGGACUUCUGGUAGAAGCAAAAGGAAUAAAGGAGCACUACUUUAAGCCAUACAUUUCGAAACUCUUUGAUAGGAAGAUUUUAAAAGGAGAAUGCCUCUUGGACCUUUCCAGUUUUACUGAUAAUAGCAAAGCAGUGAACAAGGAGUAUGAAGAGUAUGUUCUAACCGUUGGUGAUUUUGAUGAGAGAAUCUUUUUGGGAGCAGAUGCAGAAGAAGAGAUUGGAACUCCUCAGAAGUUCCCUAGUGACACCCAGUCAGGGAAACUGACAGCACGGGCUAAUGUGGAGUGUAACCUUCAACAACACUUUGAAAAAAAAAGAACAUUUGCACCUUCUACCCCACUAACAGGACGGCGAUAUUUACGAGAAAAAGAAGCAGUGGUUACUCCUGUUGCUUCAGCAACCCAAAGUGUGAGCAGGUUACAGGGUGUUGUGGCCGGACUGAAAAAUGCUCCAAGUCAACAGCUCAUAAAUAUUUUUGAGUCUUGUAUGCGUAAUCCUUUGGAAAACAUUACAAAAAUAGUGAAAGGAAUAGGAGAGUCUUUCUGCCAACACUAUACUCAGCCAGCUGAUGACCAGCCAGGAUCUCACAUAGACUUUGCUGUAAACAGACUAAAACUGGCAGAAAUUUUAUAUUAUAAAAUGUUAGAGACUGUAAUGGUUCAGGAAACACGAAGACUUCAUGGAAUGGACAUGUCAGUUCUUUUAGAACAGGAUAUAUUUCAUCAUUCGUUGAUGGCCUGUUGUUUGGAAAUUGUGCUCUUUGCCUAUAGCUCACCUCGUACUUUUCCCUGGAUCAUUGAAGUUCUCAAUUUGCAACCGUUUUAUUUUUAUAAGGUUAUUGAGGUGGUGAUUCGCUCAGAAGAGGGGCUCUCGAGGGACAUGGUUAAACACCUGAACAGCAUCGAAGAACAGAUUUUGGAGAGCUUAGCUUGGAGUCAUGAUUCCGCGCUGUGGGAGGCUCUCCAGGCUUCUGCAAACAAAGUUCCUACCUGUGAAGAAGUUAUAUUCCCAAAUAACUUUGAAACAGGGAAUGGGGGAAGUGUACAGGGACAUCUUCCCAUGAUGCCAAUGUCUCCUAUAAUGCAUCCACGCGUCAAAGAAGUUCGGACUGACAGUGGGAGUCUUCGAAGGGAUACGCAACCACUGUCUCCAAUUUCUGUCCAUGAACGCUACAGUUCUCCUACAGCAGGCAGUGCUAAGAGAAGACUUUUUGGCGAGGACACCCCAAAGGAAAUACUUAUGGACAAGAUCAUAACAGAAGGAACAAAGUUGAAAAUUGCUCCUUCAAGUAUUACCACUGAAAAUGUAUCAAUUUCACCUGGGCAGAGUCUUCUAACAAUGGCCACACCCACAGUAACAGGGACAAUAGGACAAAAAGUUACAAUCCCAUGUCAUGGUAUUGCAAAUGAUGCUGGAGGGAUCACAUUGAUACCCAUUUCCAUGAAUACAACUCAGGAGUCCAAAAUGGAGAGUCCUGUUUCACUUACUGCUCAGUCGCUAGUUGGCAUUUCUUCAAAACAGAACCAUUUGACUAAAGCACAAGAGGUACAUCCAACUGGAAUAAGCAAACCAAAGAAAACUGGGUCCUUAGCACUGUUUUACAGAAAGGUCUAUCACUUGGCAAGUGUACGCUUACGUGAUUUAUGUUUAAAACUGGAUAUUUCCAAUGAGCUGCGAAGAAAGAUAUGGACAUGUUUUGAAUUCACUUUAGUUCACUGCUCUGAUUUAAUGAAAGACAGACAUUUGGAUCAGCUACUCCUUUGUUCCUUUUACAUCAUGGCAAAGGUAACAAAAGAAGAAAGAACUUUUCAAGAAAUAAUGAAAAGUUAUAGGAAUCAGCCCCAAGCUAAUAGUCAUGUCUAUAGAAGUGUUUUAUUGAAGACUGUUCCAAGAGAAGUUGUGACAUACAGUGAGAACAUAAACGGUGAUAUUGAAAUGACAGAUUGUGACUUAGAAGAUGCUACACAAACAACAGACUGUUCCAGUGGGCCAGUGAGAGAGGAAAGAGGUGAUCUUAUCAAAUUUUACAAUACAAUAUACGUAGGAAGAGUGAAGUCAUUUGCAUUGAAAUACGACUUGUCAAAUCAAGCCCAUAUGAUGGAAGCUCCACCGCUCUCUCCUUUCCCACAUAUUAAGCAGCAGCCAGGCUCACCCCGCCGCAUUUCCCAACAGCAUUCCAUCUAUGUUUCCCCACACAAGAAUGGGGCAGGCCUUACACCAAGGAGUGCUCUGCUGUACAAGUUCAAUGGCAGCCCUUCUAAGAGUUUGAAAGAUAUCAACAACAUGAUAAGGCAAGGUGAGCAGAGAACCAAGAAGCGAGCAAUAACCAUCAAUGGUGGUGCAGAAUCCCCUGCCAAACGCCUCUGUCAAGAAAACGAUGAUAUUUUACUGAAACGACUGCAGGAUGUGGUCAGUGAAAGAGCAUAUCAUUAAUGCCACUUCCUUUUUGAUAAAAGCACUUUGAAGUUGUUUUGCAGAAAAUAUGGGCUGUAUCCUUCAAACUUUUCAGCCCUGCAGAUGGUAAAUAUAACUGGGUUUAAGAAAAAUUGCACCAAAAUUAUGUGCUUUUUUUUUACAUUUUUCCAAAAUGUGGUGGACAGAGAUGUAUUUUGAGUUAAAUAGAAAAGGAGUGUUUUAAGUACCUUUUAAAAAUAUUAAUAGUCAUAGAGUUUUUAAAUGUUUGAUCCUUGGGUUAGUUUUUAUGAUGAAGUAGGGAAAAAUCCAUAUAGUCCAUACUGUUUCAGCUCGCUUUAAAAAAAGUCUUCUCCUUCUGUGCUUUGUAAUACAAGAGUAAAUAAUCAAUUUUUGGGAAGCAUACUUUGAGAUAUUUGUGUUCUCAAUUUAACAUUGAAGUAGGGGUUGUUUCCCAUAGCACCUGGGCCAGAAGGUGGUACACCAGCCUGUCUCUAGCCCACUGUAGUGACUCCACAUCCAGUUGCCACUACCCUUCUAAGUUGCCCAGACCCAUUCUUCUUGUACCUUUCUUCUUGAGCAUAAGCAGAUGUGUAUCUGAGCCCCUGUACUGUCCCCACUCCUGGCUUUCCAACCCUGAGCUCUCUUAACCUGGUAUCAUAGCACUAUAAAAGGGGCACUGGCUCCCCUUUGAAACUAUUGGCAUUUUGUUUUUAUAACAUUAACUUAACUAUACAUGAUUGUAUUAAAUCAUGUAAUUCUCAAAACAGGAAGCUGCUUCUCAAGCCAAACCAAACCAAAAAAAAAAAAAAAACCCAUUGCCUUCGAGUCCAUUCUGACUCAGUAGCGACCCUUUAGGACAGAGUAGAACUGCCCCAUAGGGUGUCCAAGGAGUGGUGGAAACUUCUGACCUUUUGGUUAGCAGCAGCACUAACCAGAGCUCCACUUCUCAAGCAAGUAGAAUAUAACCAGAGCUCCACUUCUCAAGCAAGUAGAAUAUAAUUGAGAUAGUUGUUAGAAACUGCAUUUCCCACUAGUGAGAUAAAUAGAACAUGAUAAUGUCUGAGAUACCAUGUUUGAGGUCUUCAUAAGAUCAGUAAUUUUCAAUGUCUAAUUGAUUCCCUUAAAAUAUUUGAAGCCUUUUUUGUUGGCAACCAGUGUCACAAAACAAUGUGUAUUAAUUGUUUAAUGAGAAAGUAAUUUGCUCUGUGAAGCUUCAUCUAAAGUACAAUAAAGAAAAAAAGAUAUUUGAAGGCUUUUUCAAAGCCACAUUAAAAUCACCUCAUGCCUUAUAAUUCUAAUAUGCAUCAGCAAAACAGCUGCUUAUUACUUCCCUGUCUUUGUUCUCAGUACUAUUGGUGCAUUGAGAGUUUCCUGUUAGGGGUUGACGUGAGUUCCCCAGAGAUUUAUGUUUCCAAACAGUCAGCUCCUUAACGUCUACUUUUUCUAGUAUGUUUCCAGAAACUGGAGAAACAUGGAUAAGCCAUCCUUAAUUAAUUUUGAGAAUAUGUGUUUUUAACUGCAAACCUUAUUUUUUAAAAUGUAUAAUAUCUAAUUUAUCUAUGUUUUUUUUUUUAACCCUGAUUGGACCAUCAAUUAGUAAUUGGUAUUGUCACAAAUUUUAUUUUUAAAUUUUAAAAAGAAAGAAUUUUGAUCACAUUUUACUUCUCUAAAAAUUAUAUCCUCGUUUUUUUGUGUAGUAUCUACACAUUUUAUAAGCCAAAUAAUAUAAAGUCUGUCUUGAAAUCUUGUACAUAUUCUUAUGUAACUACAACCAUUGUGUCAUUUUCAUCUUCAUUAUUAAUGUGCAAAAUAUAAAUGAGCAUUUGUACAUUGACUGUGUAAGAAGCUAGACAUGUUUUUUAUCAGUUUUCAGAGUAAUGAUGUCACUGUACAUAAAUGGUUAAUAAAACAUUGGAGUUUUUGAGAUUAUUGGAAAAAAACUAUGCUUGUGCUCUUUUCUGUGUGACUAAAAACAAUUGUGCAGUCAUCUAAAAUCUAUAUCUCUUUUAAGUAUCUGCUCUUUAUCUUUUUAAUUCUUUAGUGUAACUUAAAAGUUAAUGUUCCUGGUGGUUGCCAGGGCCUAGGGGGAGGUGAGUAGGGGGAGUGACUGCUUAAUAGGUACAGGAUUUUCUUUCGGGAUUUUGAAAAUGUUUUGGAACUUGAUAUAAGGAGUCGUUGCAUAUCACUGUGAAUGUAUUAAAUGCCACUUUAAAAUGGCUAAUUUUAUAUGGAUUUCACCUCAAUAAUUAAAAAAAAUUGUUUAAAAAACAGUAUUAUUUCAAGGCAUUGGAGUGAAUAUAUAGACAAGGUUAUGAUAGCAAAUUAAUGAAAAAGCUCAUUUCUCUGUCAGGCAUGCUUUCAGGCAUAUUUGUCCAGAUGAGACUCACAGUUUAAAAAUUCUUUUCUAAUUAACUUUUGAUGUGGUUAGAUUACAUUAAAUCAUACACAAAUUAGUUAAUGUCCCUGCUUGUUUUUAUUUUCUUCCUUUAUAAUAUUUUCACUAAGUCAACAAGCAUUUAUUAUCUGCUGCCUCUAUGCCAGGUCCUCUGCUAGGUGCUAGGGAUUUAAAGGUCAACACAGACAUAGUUCCUGCACUCAAGAUAUAUUUGUAGCCAAUAUCAUAAGUAUAGUAAUACAGCUCUGCACAGAGAGUAAUGGUGAUAUUACAGAGAAGUGAGUGAUUCAACUCUACCCAGGCAAGUGUGUCAGGGAAAUCUCUAAAAGGAAGGUUAUGUGGUUAGUCCAUGUGAAUAAAUAACUGGCACGGGAGGAAAAUUAUCAAGACACAGAUCGCAACCUGUGGAAAGGCUCAACCACACGAAAAUACUACAGGUUUGAGAAUCGGGCAGAAACGUUAGUGAGGAUGGAACAUAAUGUGCAUAGGCAAGAAUAUGGUGGGAGAGAGAGAGCUAGAAAGACCGGCAGGGAAGAUUGCAUAGAUAGGCUUUCUAAACCAGGUUAAGGAUCUUAGGCUCGAUCAUUUCCAGUGGUUCUCAACAUUGGCUGUUCCUGGGAAGCUUUAAAAAACGCGCUGAUUCUUAGGUCCCUGAGCUCUACCCUGACCACCAAACCAGGCAGCUGGAGCAGGUGUGCACCUUCCUUAAGUGCAAUAGCUUCAGUAGCCCAAGGUAACAGGGCUAGAGAGGCUGAGGGACAGCGACCCUAGGCAGGUACCAUCUGGGAUUGAUGGGAGGGCACCCUGAGGUAAAGCAGAGAAGGGAGACUGGAUAUGGGAGGCACUCAGAGGGGAGACCUGAGUCAGACAGGGGUACCCCGGGAGGGACGCCCUGAGGUGGAGAAUGGAGAUAUGAGGCAGAGAGCCUUCAGGAAGAGGCAACCUGAGUCAGGGAAGGGAGACUCCCCAUGGGAGGCACUCAGAAGGGGUGGACCUUAGGCAGAGGGCACCCAGGAGAAAAGAGGGUGACUUGAGGUUGGGGACACUUAGGGACUGUGAACCUGGAGGGGCAAUGGCAGAUUUUGGUCUUACUUUGGUAGGUUUUUUCAGGAACUUGCUACCCUGAUGCCAGGUGGGUGAUACUUGGGUCCUUUUGUUAGUGAGAGAACUUGGUUGGAGGGUUACUGUCAUUCAGGCUCUGUGUUACCGCAGAUCCUGGCUAAAAGCAGAGAAUACCAAAGGAUGUUUACCUGUGCUUUAUUGACUAGGCAAAGGCAUUUGACUGUGUGGAUCAUAGCAAAUUAUGGAUAACAGUGCAAAGAAUGGGAAAUCCAGAACACUUAACUGCACUCAUGAGGAACCUGUACUUAGACCAAGAGGCAGUCGUUCAAACAGAACAAGGGAAUACUGAGUGGUUAAAAUCAGGAAAGGUGUGCAUCAGGGUUAUAUCAUUUCACCAUACUUAUUCAAUCUGUAUGCUGAGCAAAUAAUCUGAGAAACUGGACUAUAUGAAGAAGAACAUGGCAUCAGGAUUGGUGGAAGAUUCAUUAACAGCCUGCAGUAUACAGAUGACAAAACCUUGCUUGCUGAAAGCGAAGAGGACUUGAAGCACUUACUGAUGAAGACUGAAGACUAUACAUCCUUCAGUAUGGAUUAUACCUCAAUAUAAAGAAAACAGAAAUGCUCACAACUGAACCAAUAAGCAACAUCAUGAUAACUGGUGAAAAUAUCGACUUUGGCAAGGAUUUUAUUUUACUUGGAUCCUCAAUCAACACCCAUGGAAGCAGCAGUCAAGAAAUCAAAUGAUGCAUUGCAUUAGGCAAAUCUGCUGCAAAAGACCUCUUUAAAGUGUUACGUAGCUGUCACUUUGAGGAACAAGGUGCACCCCAUGCAAGCCAUAUUUUCAGUCGCCUCAUAUGCAUGCGAAAACUGGCCAAUUAAAAAGGAAUACCAAAGAAGAACUGACACCUUUGAAUGUGUGGUGAAGAAUAUUGGAUACACCAUGGACUGCCAGCAAACGAACAAAUCUGUCUUGGAAAAAGUACAGCCAGAAUGCUUCUUAGAAAUGAGGAUAGUGACACUUCAUUUCACAUACUUUGGACGUGUUAUCAAGAGGUACCAGUCCCUGGAGAAGGACAUUGUACUUGGUAAGGUAAAGGGUCAGCAAAAAAGAGGAAGACCCUCAACGAGAUGGAUUGACACAGUGGCUACAGUAAUGGGCACGAACAUAACAAUGAUUCUGAGGAUAGUACAGAACAAGGAAGUAUUUCAUUCUGCUAUAUGUAGGGGCAGUAUGAGUCAGAACCAACAUGACGGUACCUAACAGCAAUAUUUAAUAUAAUUUUAUAUUAUUAUACAACUGCUCCUCAGGUAUCAACUGUCUCGUUAUCUGACAUUUCACAUUUACAACAAUAGUAAAAAAUCUACUACUCAAUUAUUUUGCAAUUAACAACAUACACCUGGCAGUAAGGAAUGCAGAGGUGUGAAUGAGGGUAAUGCUGGCUGUGAUGGUUAAGAUUAUGUGUCAACGUGGCUGAGCCAUUGUCUUAGGCUGGGAUCUCUAGAUAAGCAAAACCAGUAAAGUGUGUAUAGAGAGAGAGAGAGAGGUUUACAUCAAGGGAAUAGCUCACGUGGUUGUGGAGGCUGUAACAUCCCAAGUCCGUGGGUCAGGAAAUAGGCUUCUCCUGAUUCACGUAGCCGCAGGGCUGGCAAACUCAAGAACGGCAGGCCAAAGAGCAGGGCUGUUGCUCACAGACUGUGAAGAUGGACAAAUCCCAAGAUUGGCAGGCAAGAUGUCAGGUAGGCUGCUAGCUCAAGUCCCAAGAACUGAAGGUAAGAUGAACAAGAACCAGCUGCGAGAUCCAGAACAAGCAAAAGCCCCUGAGCCCUGCCUCAGCGUCCACCCACACUCAAUGCAGCCACACGCCCAAGGAAACUCCCUUCAACUGAUUGGCUACUCACAGCAGAUCUCAUCAUGGGGGUGAUCGUGUAUCGGAUCUCAACAAGGAAGUGAUCACAACAUUAUACAACUGCGAAAACAGAGACUCAUGGCCCAGCCAAGUUGACACACAAUUUUAACCAUUAUAGCCAUGAUUCUCAGUGGCUUGGCAGUUAUGUGAUGAUAUAAUUUGGCAGUUAUGUCAUGAUAUAACUUGGCAGUUGUGUAAUGCAGUUUGAAUCUGCCAGGCGCUCCUUGGAAACUCUAUCGGGCAGUUCUACUCUGUCCUAUAGGGUCGCUAUGAGUCGGAAACGACUCAAAGGUGGUGGGUGGUGGUGGUGGUGGUGUAAUGAUGUAGUCAUCCUUCAUUUUUGCAUAACACUGAUUUUCACAUACCAACCUAGUCUUUGGAACCUAACCAUCUCGUUAAAUGAGGAGUGAAUGUAUAUAGAUUUUAUAUUAAUAAAAACAAGUAAGUAUAAAAAACCAAACCAAAACCAGAGCCAUCGAGUCGAUUCUGACUCAUAGCAACCCUACAGGACAGAGUAGGACUGCCCCAUAGAGUUUCCAAGGAAUGCCUUGCGGAUUUGAACUGCAGACCCUUUGGUUAGCAGCUGUAGCACUUAACCACUACGCCACCAGGGUUUCCACAAUUUAAGUGUAGAUAUUUAAAAAGAUGUUCAUACUAUACAUACUAUUUUAUAACCUGCUUAUCUCACUAAUAUAGCAGAGAUACUUCUUUCAUGUCAAUAUAGAUCUAAUCAGAAUGACUGAAGAAUACUCCAUUUUAGGCUGGGUUCUCUAGAGAAACAAAACUAGUGCAACAUAUGCAUAUAUGUAGGGGGAGAUUUAUAUAAAGGAAGUGGCUCACAUGGUUGUAGAGACUGGAAAGUCCCAAGUUUGUGGGUCAGGCUGGGGGUUUCUCCUGACUCAUAGCCACAGGUGCUGGUGAAUCCAAGGUUGGAAAGUUAGAAAGGAGGCCUCUGACUCACAAAAUAUGCAGGCUGGUGAAUCCCAAGAUCUGCAGGUAAGAUGCCAGGCAAGUUGCUAACUCAAGUUCCAAGAACCAGAGGUUAGAUGAACAGGAGCCAGCUGCAGGAUCCAGAGUGAGCAAAAGCCCAUGAGCCUUGCCAGAAAGUCCACCUAUAUUGGAUGUAGGCCACACACCCAAGGAAACUCCCUUUGAACUGAUUGGCUGCUCACAGCAGAUCUCAUCAUGGAGGUGAUCACAUUAUAUCAGAUCUCAUAAUGGAGAUGAUUACAUCAUUAUAAAGCUGCCAAACUAUAUCAUAACUGUCAAACCACUGAGGAUCAUAGCCCGGCCAAGGUGACACAAAACUUUAACGAUCACAUAUUCCGUUAUAUAAAUAUGCCCUAAUUUAUCCAGUUUUCUACUGAUGGCUACUUAGAUUACUUCUAAAUUUUUACUAUUAUUAACACUGUAAACAUGCACACACAUAUUUUUACUAAUUUAUCCAUUCUUUUUUCAGGAUAAAUAUUUUACACUUUUUUUUCUAAAUUUUGCUUGUUUUGUUGCUAUUUAGAAUAUACACAGCAAAACAUAACACUGAUUCAUCAGUUUCUACAUAUACCAUUUAGUGACAUUGAUUACAUUCUUCAUGCUGUGCAACCAUUCUCAUCCUCCUUUUCGGAGUUGUUCCUCCCUCAUUAGCAUAACACUGCUCCCUAAGUUUCCUAUCUAAUGUUUCAAAUGCCUGUUGUCAACUUGAUCCCAUAUAGAUCUUUAAAAAGCAUACUGCACAAGGCAGACCUUUUUUAUUAGUUAAGCUAAAUUAUUAUUCAGUUUUAAGAUGAAUUCAGGGAGUAUUUUUGGUUUGUUGUUGUUAGGUGCCACCAAGUCACUUCCAACUCAUAGCGACACUAUGCACAAUAGAACAAAACACUGUCCGGUCCUGCAUCAUCCUCAUAAUCUUUAUGCUUGAGCCCAUUGUUGCAGCCACUGUGCCAGUCCAUCUCGUUGAGGGUCCUCCUCUUUUUGGCUGACUCUCUACCAAACAUGAUGUCCUUCUCUAGGGACUGGUCCCUCCUGAUAACAUGUCCACAGUAUGUGAGAUGUAGUCUCGCUGUUCUUGCUUCUAAGAAGCAUUCUGGUUAUACUUCUUCAAAGACAGAUUUGUUCAUUCUUUUGGCAGUCCGCGGUAUAGUCCAUAGUCUUUGCCAACACCACAAUUCAAAGGCAUCAAUUCUUCAGUCUUUCUUAGUCAUUCUCAAGGCAUCUUGAUUUCUUGACUGCUGCUUCCAUGGGUGUUGAUUGUGGAACCCAGUAGAAUGAAAUCCUUGGCAACUUAAUUUUAACUUAAUUUUUGGUUUAAGGUUUAAAUAUCUCAGGGAAAUAAUUUCAGGGGUUAAUCCACCCUCCAUGGCUCCAGAGGAGUCUAGAGUUGAUGAGAAUUUGAAAUUCUAUUUUGCAUUUUCCCCUUUUUCAUAAGGAUUCUUUAAUGAAAUCUUUGAUCAAAAUGUUCAGUAUUGGUAGCUGGGCACCAUCCAAUUCUUCUGGUCUCAUGGCAAAGGAGGUAGUUGUUCAUGGAAACAAUUAGCCACACAUUCCAUUGUUGUUGUUAGAUGCCAUCAAGUCAUUUCUGAUUCAUAAUGACCCUAUGUGCAGCAGAACGAAACACUUCCUGAUCUUGCACCAUCCUCACAACUGUUGUUAGGCUUGAGCUCAUUGUUGUAGCCACUGUGUCAGUCCAUCUUGUUGAAGGUCUUCAUGUUUUUUGCUGACCUUCUACCUUACCAAGCACAAUGAUCCCCAGUCAACACCCACGGGAGAAGCAAUCAAGAACUCAAACGAUGCAUUCCAUCAGUCAAAUCUGCUGCAAAAGACCUCUUUAAAGUGUUAAAAAGCAAAGAUCUCACUUUGAGGACUAAGGUGCACCUGACCCAAGCCAUGGUAUUUUCAGUUGCCUCAUGUUGUUGUUAUUAGGUGCCGUCAAGUCGGUUCCGACUCAUAGUGACCCUAUGCACAACAGAACGAAACACUGCCCAGUCCUGAGCCAUCCUCACAAUCGUUGUUAUGCUUGAGCUUAUUGUUGCAGCCACUAUGUCAGACCGCCUUGUUGAGGGUCUUCCUCUUUUCCACUGACCCUGUACUCUGCCAAACAUGAUGUCCUUCUCCAGGGACUGAUCCCUCCUGACAACAUGUCAAAAGUAUGUAAGAUGCAGUCUUGCCAUCCUUGCUUCUAAGGAGCAUUCUGGUUGUACUUCUUCUAAGACAGAUUUGUUAGUUCUUUUGGCAGUCCAUGGUAUAUUCAAUAUUCUUUGCCAACACCACAAUGCAAAGGCGUCAGUUCUUCUUCGGUCUUCCUUAUUCAUUGUCCAGCUUUCACGUGCAUAUGAUGCAAUUGAAAAUACCAUGGCUUGGGCCAGGUGCACCUUAGUCUUCAAGGUGACAUCUUUGCUCUUCAACACUUUAAAGAGGUCCUUUCCAGCAGAUUUACCCAAUGCAAUUGUUUCUUGACUGCUGCUCCCAUGGCUGUUGAUUGUGGAUCCAAGUAAAAUGAAAUCCUUGACAAUGUCAAUCUUUUCUCCGUUUAUCAUGAUGUUGCUUAUUGGUCCAGUUGUGAGGAUUUUUGUAUUAUGUUGAGGUGUAAUCCAUACUGAAGGCUGUGGUCUUUGAUCUUCAUCAGUAAGUGCUUCAAGUCCUCUUCACUUUGAGCGUAACGCAGGUUGUUAAUGAGUCUUCCUCCAAUCCUAAUGCCCCGUUCUUCUUCAUAUAGUCCAGCUUCUCGGAUUAUUUGUUCAGCAUAAAGAUUGAAUAGGUAUGGUGAAAGGAUACGACCCUGACGCGCACCUUUCCUAACUUUAAACCAAUCGGUAUCCCCUUGUUCUGUCAGAACAACUGCCUCUUGAUCUAUGUACAGGUUCCUCAUGAGCACAAUUAAGUGUUCUGAAAUUCCCAUUCUUUGCAAUGUUAUCCAUAAUUUGUUAUGAUUCACACAGUUGAAUGCCUUUGCAUAGCCAGUAAAACACAGGUAAACAUCCUUCUGGUAUUCUCUGCUUUCAGCCAGGAUCCAUCUGACAUCAGCAAUGAUAUCCCUGGUUCCACGUCCUCUUCUGAAACUGGCCUGAAUUUCUGGCAGCUCCCUGUCGAUACACUGCUGCAGCCGUUUUUGAAUGAUCUUCAGCAAAAUUUUGCUUGCAUGUGAUAUUAAUGAUAUUGUUCUAUAAUUUCCACAUUCGGUUGGAUCACUUUUCUUGGGAAUAGGCAUAAAUACGGCUCUCUUCCAAUCCGUUGGCCAGGAAGCUGUCUUCGAUAUUUCUUGGCAUAGAUGAGUGAGCACCUCCAGCACUGCAUCUGUUUGUUGAAAUAUCUCAACUGAUAUUCCAUCAAUUCCUGGAGCCUUGUUUUUUGCCAAUUCCUUCAGAGCAGCUUGAACUUCUUCCUUCAGUAGCAUCGGUUUCUGAUCAUAUGCUACUUCUUGAAAUGUUUGAACAUCGACUAAUUCUUUUUGGUAUAAUGACUCUGUGUAUUCCUUCCAUCUUCUUUUGAUGCUUCCUGCAUCAUUUAAUAUUUUCCCCAUAGAAUCCUUCACUAUUGCAACUGGAGGCUUGAAUUUUUUCUUCAGUUCUUUCAGCUUGAGAGUUGCCUCAUUUGCAUGCGAAAGUUGGACAAUGAAUAAGGAAGACCAAAAAAGAAUUCUUGCCUUUGAGUUGUGGCAUUGGCAAAAGAAUGAGGAAAUCUGUCUUGGAAGAAGUAUAGGCCAGAAUGCUCCCUAGAAGCAAGGAUGAUGAGACUUCAUUUCACACACUUUGGACAUGUUAUCAAGAGGGACUAGUCCCUGAAGAAGGACAUCAUGCUUGAUAAAGUGGAGGGUCAGUGAAAAAGAGGAAGACCCUUGUCAUGGAUUGAAUUAUGUCCCCCAAAAAAUGUGUAUAUGAACUUGGUUAGGCCAUGAUUCUCAGUAUUCUGUGGUUGUCCUCUAUUUUGUAAUAGUAAUUUUAUGUUAAGAGGAUUUGGGUGGGAUUGUAACACCACCGUUACUCAGGUCAGCUCCCUGAUCCAAGGUAAAGGGAGUUGCCCACAUACCACCUUUUAUCUCUUGAGAGAGAUAAGCAGAGAGUUGGGGACCUCACACCACCAAGAAAGCAGCACCAGGAGCAGAGCGCGUCCUUAGGACACGGGGUCCCUGCGCCUGAGAAGCUCCUCGACCAGGCGAAGAUUGAAGACAAGGACCUUCCUCCAGAGCCGACAAAGAGAAAGGCUUCCUCUGGAGCUGACACCCUGAAUUUGGACUUGUAACCUACUAGACUGUGAGAAAACUUCUCUUUGUUAAAGCCAUCCAUUUGUGGUAUUUCUGUUAUGGCAGCACUAGAUGACUAAAACAACCCUCAGUGGGAUGAGUGGCUUCAACAGUAGGCUCAACCAUAGCAGCAAUCAUGGGGAUGGCGCAGGACUGGGCAAUGUUUCAUUCUGUUGUACAUAGGGUCACUAUGACUCAGAACCAACUUGAUGACACCGAACAGCAACAACAGACUAAGAGAUGGCUCUGGAACAGGUUCAUUCUGCCGUGCAAGUAGCUCUACCACUUCGACAAUAUUAUCCAGCUGAUCUAGUGGUGCUUGGAGUCUCAGUCACAGAUGGACAUGCUGUUUGGAGUCUUUGGCAGGCCCCUAUUGGUGAAUCACAGUACAGACCCUUAGGAUUUUGCAGGAAAGCCUUGUCAUCCUCUGCAGAUAACUACACUCCUUUUGAGAAACAGCUUUGGGCUUGUUACUGGACCUUUGUAGAGACUGAAUGCUUAACCUUGGGCUACCAAGUCGCCAUGUGGCCUCAGCAGCCCAUCACAAACUGGGUGUUGUCUGACCCACAGGGCUGUAAAGUAGGACGUGCACAGAAGCACUCCAUCAUUAAAUGGAAGUGGUAUAUACAAUAUCAGGCCCAAGCAGGACUUGAAGGCAUAAGUAAGUUACAUAAAGAAGUGACCCAAAUGCCCAUGGUCUCCCCUUCUGUCACCUUACCUUAUAUCACCUGGUUGUUCACUUUGCUUGGGAGGAGAAAUUGCCAGAUGUGCAACUGUGUACUACUUCAUGAGCUGUGACCAAUGGUUUGGCUGAAUGGCCAGGGACUUGGAAGGUACAUGAUUGAAAAAUUGGAGACAAGGAGGUAUGGCGAAGAGGUAUGUGGAUGGACCUCUCUGAAUGGGCCAAAGAAAUGAAAGUAUUUGCGUCUCAUGUGAAUGCUCACCAAAGAGUGACCCCCAUAGAGGAGGAUUUUAACAAGUGGAUAGGAUGACAUGUUCUGUGGAAACCAAUCAUCAUCUUUCCCCAGCCACUCCAGCCAUUGCCCAAUGGGCUCAUGAACAAAAUGGCCGUGGUGGCAGGGAUGGAGGUUAUCUGUGAUAGUUAAGAUUGUGUGUCAACUUGGCUGGGCCAUGAUUUUCAGUGUUUUGGCAGUCGUGUGAUGUUGUGGCCACUUCCCUGUGAGAUUUGUUAUGUGAUCACCCCCAUAAUGGGAUCUGCUGUGAGUAGCCAGUCAGUUGAAGGGGAGUUUCCUUGGUGUGUGGCCUGCAUCGAGUGUGGGUGGACAUUCUGGCAGGUCUCCGGGGCUUUUGCUCAUUCUGGAUCCUGCAGCUAGCUCCUGUUUGCCUAAUCUCUGGUUCUUGGGAUUUGAGCUAGCAGCUUACCUGCCGUCUUGCCUGUGGAUCUUGGGUUUCAUUGAUCUUCACAGUCUGUGAACAAGAGCCCUGCUUCCUGGCCUGCUGAUCUUGGUUCGCCAGCCCCUGCUGCUACAUGAAUGAGGAGAUGCCUCUAUCCGGACCCAUGGACUUGGGAUGUUUCAGCCUCUACAACAGCAUGAGCCAUUUCCUUUAUAUAAAUCUCUCUCUCUCUCUCUCUCUCUCUAUAUAUAUACAUAUAUAUAUUUAUACCCUUUACUGGUUUUUCUUCUCUAGACAACCUAGCCUAAGACAUUAUCCAUGGGCUCAGCAACACAGACUUUCACUUGCCAAGGCCAGCUUGGCUACAGCCACUGCUGAGUGCCCAAUCUGCCAGCAGCAGAGACCAACUGAGUCCCUGAUAUGGCACCAUUCCUUGAGAUGAUCAGCCAGCAAAGUGGUGGCAGGUUGAUUGGAUUCAAUCAAUUCCAUCAUGGAAAAGGCAGUGUUUUGCUCUUACUGGAAUAGACACUUAACUGUGUGUAUAGAUUUGCCUUCCCUGCAUGCAGUGCUUCUGCCAAAACUACCAUUCAUGGACUUAUAGAAUGCCUUAUCCACCGUCAUGAUAUCCUGCACAGCAUCGCCUUGGAUCAUGGAACUCACUUCACAGCAAAUGAAGUGCAGAGAUGAACCCAUGCUUAUGGAAUUCAUUGGUCUUCCCAUGUUCCCGAGUAUCCUGAAGCUGCCGACUUGAUAAAGUAACGGAAUGGCCUUCUAAAGACACAAUUACAGCACCAGCUAGAUGCCAGUACGUUUCAGGGUUGUGGCAUUGUUCUCCAGCAGGCUUUAUGUGCUUUAAACUAGCAUCCAAUAUAUGGUGCUUUUUCUCCCAAAGCCAGGACUCAUGGGCCCAAGAAUCAAGGGGUAGAAAUGGGAGUGGCACCACUCACCAUGACCCCUAGUGAACCACAUGCCAAAAUUUUUGCUUCCUGUCCCUGCAGACCUAUGCACUGUAUGUCUAGUGAUCUUAGUUCCGAAGGGAGGAAUGCUCCCACCUGGAGACACAACUGAUUCCAUUGAACUGGAAGCUAAUAAUGCCACCUGGCCACUUUAGGCUCCUAUGCCUCCGGAUCAACAGACAAAGAAGGGAGUUGCCGUAUUGACUGGUAUGGCUGAUCCUCAUUACCAGGAGGAAAUCAGAUUGAUACUGCAUAAUGAAGGUAAAGAAGAGUAUGUCUGGAAUGCAGGAGAUCUCUUAGGGUGUCUCUUAGUACUACCAUGCCCUGUGAUUAAAGUCAAUGGAAAACUACAGCAAUCCAAUUCCAACAAGACUUCUAAUGGCCCAGACCCUUCAGGAAUGAGGUUUGGUUCAACUCCCCAGGCAAAGAACCAUAACCAGCUGAGGUGCUUGCUGAGGGUAAAAGGAACACAGAAUGGGUGGUGGAAGAAGGUAGUUCUAAAUACCAGCUACGACCAUGUGACCAGUUGAAAAAAAUGAGAACAAUAAUUUUUAUGAGUAUUUCAACCUUGUAUGUAUGCAUCAAAAAUUUUUGUUUUCUUCACUUAUAAGAUGUAAAUGGGCUAGUAUGUUUUAUGUUGUACUCAUGUUAGUUGUAUCAUGUUAGGUGCAAGUAUGACUUUAUAAUUGUUUUAAUUUAGAGAUUGUAUAUGGUUUGAGGAAAUCUAUACAGUUGCGAAGUUGACAAGCGGUGGACUAUGAUGGUUAAGGUUGUGUGUAAACCUGGCUGGGCCAUGAUUCUCAGUGGUUUGGCAGUUAUGAUGUAGUUUGGCAGUUAUAUAAUGAUGUGUGUGUGUGUGUGUGUGUGUAUGUGUGUGUGUAUAUAUAUAAGCAAAAUCAGUGAAGCAUGUGUGUGUGUAUAUAUAUAUACACUUAUAUGUGUGUGUGUAUGUGUAUAUAUAUAUAUAUGUAUAUACAUGCAUACACACAUAUGUAUACUUUCUGGCAAAGCUUGCUGGGUUUUACUCUGCUGUUGAUCCUGCAUUCAGUUCAUCAUCAUGUGAACUCUGGUUCUUGGGACUUGAGUCAGCAACCUAUCUUCAGACCACCCAAUCUUGGGUUCACCAGUCCCUGCAGCUACGUUAGUCAGGAGAAGCCUCCAGCCUGACGAGUGAUCCACAGACUUGGGACUUUCUAGCCUCUACAACCUCAUGAGCCAUUUCCUUGAUAUAAAUCUCUGUCUCUCUCCGUAUAUGUAUGUAUAUAUAUGUACAUGUGCACACACACACGCCCACAUAUAUAUGUGUACAUAUAUGUAUACACACGUGCUUCACUGGUUUUGCUUCUCUAGAGAACCCAGGCUAAGACAACCCUAAAUCUCCAAACCAAGGAACCAAGUCCCAUGAGGUGUUUGGUUGUACAUAAGCAGUCUCAGCAGCUAUUCUUUUUUUUAAUGUUGUAAAUAUAUCUAAAACACAGUUUUUUACUGUUUAAUUUUUUACAGGUGUACAACUUAUUGAUAGCAAUUGCAAUAAUCAGCUGUGCAAUCCCAUCCUUAAACAAUGUGAUUUAUCCAUUACUGUUAACUCUCCUUUUCCUCUCCCUCCCGCCCCAGUAACCAGUAAUAAACUUUGUUUCUAUACAUUGCCUUUUCUUGUCUUUUUAUAUAAGUGAGGUCAUAUAACAGUUGUCCUUUUGUGAUUGGCUUAUUUUGCUCAGUAUAGUGUCCUCGAGCGGAUGUCCAUCCGUACUGUAGCAUGUAUCAAGGCUUCAUUUCUCCUACUUACUCAGUAACAUUCCAUUGUAUAUAUGUACCAAAUUUUGUUUAUCCACUCAUGUGUUGAUGGACAUUUAGGUUGUUUCUACUUUUUGGCUAUUGUGAAUAGUGCCACAGUGAACACUGGUAUACAAGUAUGUUUUUGAGUCUCUGCUUUAAGUCUUUUGGGUAUAUACCUAGGAGAGGAAUUGCUGUUGUGAGGCUUUUAAGUUUCUACUUCCCCACAUUUAACCCUGAGUCCUCCCAAAGGGAAGGGAACUUGUUUUGUUAAUCUCUGAAUUCCCAGCUUCUAACACAGCAUCCCAGUAGGGCUCGGUAAAUGUUUGACUUAGUCAGCAGAGCUAAUGUUUUACUCUUCAAAUGCAGUUUUCCUUUUUUCAUGCUGAACAUUGGGGUUGUACAGCUCACCACGGAACCCCAGCAGCCCACAACUUGGCCACAAUCACAUGGGGCACUGUGGACUUCAGUGAGUCCUUGCCCACACUGAGACUUCUGAAGCAGCCUAUUAGGUUGAGUUUUAUGUGCCUUUACAGGCUCAUGUUCAGCAUCCACUUAAAAUCUACUCAACUUUCUGUGCUGAGGUGUGAAACUUAGCCCCUGCCGUAGACGCUGAGGAGCUCAAUAGGAAAGUGGUUCUUUAGUGGCUGUGAUUUGCACGUUAAGUUAACUUUUGCCAUGGUUGGGUGGCCCUGUUUGCCGAGGUUGAGGACUAAGAUGGGAGGAAUUUUAGUGUUUCAGGAACUAAAGAUAGCUUGAAUGGGUGUGGGAAAUUGCAGUUCUCAUUUUUCCUUCCCUCUUUUGUUUUGUUUUCCUCUAAGGCAGGGGAUGGAAUUUUUCUUUGAGUAGCAAUAUGGGGGAAGGGAAGUAGCUGUAAACUUUCUCUCUCCAGAGUGAGACUGGCUAUGUUCUUGGAUCUCUGUUUCAGUGGUGUUCUGUAGAUUAAUUCAGCAGCCUCCAGAUUGAUCUAUGUUCUCUCGAACCUGCAGUCUAGUACAGCAGAAGACACUACAUGCGUUCUAAUACAGAGGUCCCCAGGCUGCAGAAAAUCCACUGCAGCCUACUUGACUUUCUCCCCCACAAUUUUGCAUUAAAAUCCCAUUUCUUUUGCUUACCUCACAAAAAUCCUGGCACCUGCUUAUUAUGAUUAAGAAUGUUGCUGAUGUAACUUGACAUAACCCCUUACUUGUAAACCCCUUAAGAUUAACCUUUCCCCUCGCCCUUGUGGAGCAGCCUUGGUGGCAGCAGCUCUGACUGGCUCCUUUUCUUGCAAAACGAAAUAAAAGUGUCUUUUUGCCUUCCCACCUCAGUCUCUCGUUUAUUGGCCAAUAUGAGUCAUGCCGAGCAAGAACUUGGGGUUUCUACCUGGUCACACUUCUGACAGGCCAACCAGGAGUCAUCCACGUGGUUCCUGAGGUGGAUCAGACAACAGAUCGACCCUGAUGUCUGGUGCAACCAGAUUUCUCCUGAAGACCUUGGAGCAGCCCUGAAAGCCCAUCUACCCCGGACCCAAAAGAUGACUCCGUGGUAGGCAUGAAACACUCCUGAGUUGUUUGAUAAGUACCUCGGUAAGGCCUUAGGAAGAGUCCCAAGAAGCAGAAGGAAUUGACCUUUGAGGGCAUUAGGUAUCUGAGGCUAUUUGGUAAAUAACAGGGUAAUUCCUAGGUAAGGCCUUAGAAGAGUCCCAAGAAGCCAGAGGAAUUGACCGUUGAGAUCAUAAGAGGCUCUAGGUACCUGUUAGGUUGGUGCACCAGAUUAGAUUGUGUGAGUGUGUAAGUGUGUGUAUCCAGAGAAUGGGGAAUGUUCAAGGGAUCCCAGAAUGCAGCCUGCUAAGAUGCAUCCUUAAGAACUGGGAACAGAGAUAAGGACAGACAUGGCUCUGGCAGCAUGCUUGUCUGUUACCUACUUAUGCCUCUUUAAUUAUGUACAGAAUAAAACCUUUCUUUUUGCUUUACUAAAUUUUAUGGUGUUUUCACCCUACAAAGGUCAAUGGUGUAGUCAUUAUAUUCUAAAGCCAAGAAUCCAGUCAACUUCAAGGAGACCUGGAAUGUGGAGCAGAAGCAGGCAAAAGAGGUCCUAUCUUCCGAACUUACAUGAAGUUCCCACUCCAUGUCCCUUCCACAUCGAUGGG
Molecule: messenger RNA, 20262 nt
Organism: Loxodonta africana (African savanna elephant)
Lineage: Eukaryota; Metazoa; Chordata; Mammalia; Proboscidea; Elephantidae
Gene: RBL1
Product: RB transcriptional corepressor like 1
Exons: 22
Coding region: 267-3470 (1067 amino acids)
Biological process (GO): negative regulation of G1/S transition of mitotic cell cycle; regulation of transcription by RNA polymerase II; cell differentiation
Cellular component (GO): chromatin; nucleus; transcription regulator complex
Molecular function (GO): RNA polymerase II transcription regulatory region sequence-specific DNA binding
Source: RefSeq, a predicted model, not a curated record